AUGUCAAAUCACACCAGUCCAAGUGUCCAGGCAGGCCGCGUCAAUGAGAACGAGGUUGAUGGAGAGGCUAUCGCUCAGCUCCUUCCUAUUAUGCUACUAAUUGUCAUCGCAAACGGGUUGGUUUUCAUUUUAUUUGCAAAAAGAAAAGAGCUUCGUACACGGCCAAACUACGUCCUUUUCAGCCUUGCUGUUUGCGAUCUUACCACUGGGGUUAUAAACAUUCCAGUGUUGAUCUUAGUGGCGUUCACACCGGUCAUAACCUCUUCGGAGUUGAAGUUUUACUUGGGGUUUCUGGUCGUCGUUCUCAACAAUCUGACCGCAAUAUCGGCCUGCUAUCAUAUCCUCGCUGCGACAACCGAGAAAUACCUGUCGAUAAUCUGGCCAGUGACUCAUCGCCUGAUAAAAAAGAAGACAGUCAUCAAAGCACUGGUUGCUGUUUGGGUAGCGUCUGUUAUUGUGGCUUUUAUCCCCUUUGCCUGGGUGAACAUAGCGGAUAAAGCCCUACAAACAAACUUGUCCAUCGGACAUGUUAUAUUUUGCCUAAUUACAGUCUUCCUGUUGCCUUAUUCAUUCAUGAUAUACGCGUUUGUGGUGAUUUUUCUGGCUAUUUCAAAGCAAGGCAGAUCCCACUGCAGGAAGCCUUCAAAACAGAGGUCCAGUCGACAAGCCAGGCAAGCUGCUCUUGAAAAAAGGUGCUUGAUACUCUUCGCUUCCAUGGCAACUAUAUUCCUGGUCUGUUGGUUACCAUGGUAUGUUCUGAUGUUGUUGUUUAGGAUAUCCUACAAUGGGGAUGAGUUAAGAAUUCCAUCGCACGUUUUUGUUCUCGUCAGAUAUACGACUUCUAUCAUAAAUCCUGUGCUGUAUACAUUCUUCAGAAGAGAUUUUAAAACGGCGCUGAAAUCCUUAUUCGAGAGGAGGAGAUCACGGAUGCCUUCUUUGCUGGUAGAAAGAGCGAACGAUUGCGAUAAAGCUGCUGAGAAAUCCCCAGAAAGGACGGAUGAGCAAUACGUCUAA
Porites evermanni is the source of this 1014-nucleotide messenger RNA. The record is from the annotation of a GenBank genome assembly. Lineage: Eukaryota; Metazoa; Cnidaria; Anthozoa; Scleractinia; Poritidae.